AUGUCUUCUUCUGAUCACAUUGCCCACAACAGUACUGCCGUUGGCGUGGGCAAUGAUCACAUGUCUGUUGACUCCUUCUACCAUUGUCGGGACAUUUGGGUUGGCAAGAUUUUCCCAUUUUUGGGAAUGGGACACUAUGCCUUCAUUGGAGCCACCAACAAGCAAAUCAACCAACUCUACAAGGAAUAUUGUGGCAAUGUACAGAAACCUCCCCUUGUCCUGGAUGUAUGGGACAAAAGAGCUGCAACUGGAACUGACACAUUCCAUAGUGUCGCCUUCUGCAAUGUGCCAUGUGCUGAAUUCUGGUGCAGUGACAGUUCUAAGGGGAAAAUGCCAAUGAAGGGUGAUGUUUGCACAGUAUUUGCCGCAGUUGGAACUCUUCCAGUUCUUAAAUGGGCCGUUGCCAAUGGCUUUCAAUGGAACAUAUUGACAUGCCAAAAUGCAGCUGAAAAUGGCCAAUUGCACAUUGUCAAAUGGCUUCAUGAGAAUGGUUGUCCAUGGAAUGCAAGAGUGUGCAGCAGUGCAGCAGAAAAUGGACACGUGAACAUUGUCAAGUGGCUUCAUGAAACUGGAUGCCCGUGGAAUGAAACAACAUGCCGCAUGGCUGCAGAAAGGGGACAUUUGGAUGUGCUUGAAUAUGCUCACAAAAAUGGUUGUCCAUGGGAUGCAUACACAUGCCGAGUUGCUGCUGAAUGGGGCCAUUUGGAGAUCCUGAAAUAUGCACAUGAAAAUGGCUGUCCAUGGGAUGCAUACACGUGCAACUUUGCUUCUCGAAAUGGACAUUUGGAAAUUCUGAAAUAUGCCCACGAAAAUGGAUGUUCAUGGGAUAAGUGGACAUGUCAGUCGGCUGCCAGGAAUGGACAUUUGGAGGUUCUGAAGUAUGCCCAUGAAAAUGGGGCCCCCUGGGAUGAAUGGACAAGCCAUGAUGCUGCGAAAAUUGGUCACUGGGAAAUGUUGAAGUACCUGCAUGAAAAUGGCUGUCGGUGGGAUGAAAAGACAUGCCAGCAAGCCACAAAGUAUGGGCAUUUAGAGACCCUGAAGUAUGCUCAAGAAAAUGGCUGUCCAUGGGAUUCUAAUACAUGCUGGGAGGCUGCAGCCAAUGGACAUUUGAAGAUUCUCAGCUGGGCUGCUCGAAGUGGUCGUCUGGACAUUUUAAAGUACCUACAUGAAAAUGACUGUCCAUGGGAUGCAAAGACAUGCAACUUUGCUGCUACUAGCUUUGGGCAUGCAAACUGUUUGAAGUACGCCCAUGAAAAGGGAUGUCCACAGGACUAUAUUGCACCUCACAAUGUUGAGUUGGAAGUGUGCUCAAUGAAGAGUGCUGCUGGUGUCAAUGGAUUAAAAAUUCGUUCCAUGUUGCCAUGA
Seminavis robusta is the source of this 1365-nucleotide messenger RNA. The record is from the annotation of a GenBank genome assembly. NCBI's taxonomy places the organism in Eukaryota, Bacillariophyta, Bacillariophyceae, Naviculales, Naviculaceae.